This is a messenger RNA of Lathyrus oleraceus (garden pea), 1538 nucleotides long. Its product is annotated as pleiotropic drug resistance protein 1-like. Gene Ontology annotation, cellular component: membrane. The transcript is spliced from 5 exons. Lineage: Eukaryota; Viridiplantae; Streptophyta; Magnoliopsida; Fabales; Fabaceae. The record is from RefSeq and is a predicted model, not a curated record. Gene Ontology annotation, molecular function: ABC-type transporter activity. The coding region runs from base 1 to 1425 and encodes 474 amino acids.
AUGUUCAUUGAGGAAGUAAUGGAACUAGUGGAGGUCAAUCCAUUGAGAAACUCUUUGGUUGGUUUGCCUGGCGUGAACGGUCUUUCAACCGAACAACGUAAGAGGCUAACUAUAGCAGUUGAGUUAGUUGCCAACCCUUCCAUAAUUUUCAUGGAUGAGCCUACAUCUGGUUUAGAUGCUAGAGCUGCUGCAAUUGUUAUGCGAACCGUUAGAAACACAGUUGACACAGGAAGAACAGUUGUUUGCACCAUUCAUCAACCAAGUAUCGACAUAUUCGAAGCUUUUGACGAGUUAUUCCUGAUGAAGCGCGGAGGACAAGAAGUAUACGUUGGGCCGUUGGGUCGUCAUUCGAGUCAACUGAUCAAGUAUUUUGAGAGCAUUGAAGGGGUUAGUAAAAUCAAAGAUGGCUAUAAUCCAGCAACAUGGAUGUUGGAAGUUACGAGUUCGGCGCAAGAACUUACUUUAGGUGUUGAUUUUAAUGAUACAUACAAAAACUCUGAGUUGUUUAGGAGAAACAAGCAACUUAUAGAAGAAUUAGGCAAACCUGCUUAUGGUUCAAAGGAUCUUCAUUUCUCCACCCAAUACUCACAGUCAUUUUCGGUCCAAUGCUUGGCUUGCUUAUGGAAACAACAUUGGUCGUAUUGGCGCAAUCCGCCAUAUACUGCUGUGAGGUUCUUCUUCACUACUUUCAUAGGCUUGAUGUUUGGAACAAUAUUCUGGGAUCUUGGCAGGAAAUACUCAAAUAGACAAGAUCUGUUUAAUGCGUUCGGUUCGAUGUAUACUGCUGUUCUCUUCCUUGGGGUCCAGAAUUCAUCGGCUGUACAACCCGUGGUAGCCGUUGAAAGAUCUGUCUUCUAUAGAGAUAGAGCUGCUGGAAUGUAUUCUGCCUUGCCCUAUGCAUUCGCACAGGUUAUAAUAGAACUACCUUAUGUUUUUAUCCAAGCUAUAUCAUAUGGUGUGAUAGUUUAUGCGAUGACUGGAUUUGAUUGGACUCUAGAGAAAUUCUUUUGGUACAUAUUUUUCAUGUACUUUACAUUGUGCUACUUCACCUUCUAUGGAAUGAUGGCAGUAGCAAUAACUCCAAAUCACCAUGUCGCGUCAAUCGUGGCUUCUGCAUUCUAUGCGAUUUGGAAUCUCUUUUCAGGAUUCGUCGUUCCACGACCGAUGAUUCCGGUGUGGUGGAGAUGGUACUAUUGGGCAUGUCCUGUGGCUUGGACUAUAUAUGGAUUGAUAGCAUCACAAUUUGGAGAUAUAAACAUCAUGAUGGAAUCAGAAAAUGAAACAGUUCAAGAAUUCAUAACAAGUUACUUUGGUAUCAAGCAUGAUUUCAUAGGUGUUUGUGCAGCUGUUGUUGUUGGGACAGGAGUGCUCUUUGCAUGUAUUUUUGCUGUCUCAAUCAAACUCUUCAACUUCCAAAGACGGUAGAUUAGGCGCCAAUUUUGAUGGAUUCUCUUCACUUUCAAAUUUUUGUACAUGAUUACUAUGUAUAUUUAUACUCUUCUCGUUCAUUUUAAAUAUUAUCUAACGGAGAAUUUUUA